GCUCACACGCGAGACGGACGUUGGAGCAGAAACGCCGACGGUCGAUCAGUCGGCGCUCCCUUCGCAAACAAAAGUGAGUUGCGAGCGUGUCGCUUGCUAACUCGGCAGCCGAAUGCGUGGGACGCCAACCGCUGGGCUGAAUCAUUUAUUUCGGCAUCGCCCUGGUGCCACGCGGUGGCUUCGACAACUUUUCCACGGCGAUUCGGGUCGACGUGUCACUCGGCGUGUCGGACGCCGCUUGUGUAGAGAGACACGCGCGCGCACGCGGGCGACUUGAAUCCGACUGCGAGCGAUCUCUGGAACCAAAGGAAUCCACCUACCCCAGGAUCGUCCUCCACCCGCAGCCGCCGAGAUGGCCGGGAAGGGGAAGCAGAGCGACGGAUUUGAUCUGACGCCAACCUUCAUUCCCGAACGAGGUAGCGUCAAGAAUGGCUUCCACAACGCCGGCUUCGAGCGAGACGCGCCAGAGGAGGUCACAAAGGAGGAGGUCACAAAGAAGGCGAACAAAGACAAGAAGGACAAGAAGCCAAAGCAGACAGUCGGCGUACUGGAAGUGUUCCGGUUCGCCGACGGCCUGGACGUGGCCCUCAUGAUCGUGGGCCUGGUGGCUGCGAUGGGUCACGGAGGAGCCCUCCCGCUCAUGAUCAUCGUGUUCGGUCAAAUGACCGACAGCUUCGUCCGCAGCGGCAUCAACGCCACGGUGCCCGGCGGUGCCAACGACACGAACGUCACCUUCCCGUCGGCAAACCUGAGCGCCACCGAAAUGGGCGACUUGCUGCAGGCCGAGAUGUCGAAGUACGCGUGGUACUACGUGGCCAUCGGCUGCGCCGUGCUGGUGUCCGCGACGCUGCAGGUGUCGUGCUGGAUGCUGGCGGCGGCGCGCCAGUGCCAACGCAUCCGCCACCAGUUCUUCCGCGCAAUCCUCCACCAGGAGAUGAGCUGGUUCGACACGACGCAGAUCGGCGAGCUGGGCUCGCGACUCACCGACGACAUCAACACGAUCAACGUUGGCAUCGGCGACAAGGUCAGCCUGUUCAUGCAGUUCUUCUCCUCCUUCGUGGUGGGCUUCGUCAUCGGCUUCGCCCACGGCUGGAAGCUCACGCUCGUCAUCCUCUCCGUGAGCCCGCUGCUCGCCAUCUGCGCCUCGAUGCUCGCCAAGCUGCUGGGCUCGCUGACGACAGCCGAACUGACCGCGUACGCCAAGGCCGGAGCUGUGGCGGAGGAGGUCCUGAUGGCCAUCAGGACGGUGGUGGCCUUCGGAGGUCAGCAGAAAGCCGUCGACAGGUACAACAAGAACCUGCACGACGCCAGCACGAUGGGCAUGAAGAAGGCCGUCGCCACCAACCUGUCGUUCGGACUCACGCAGUUCAUCAUCUUCGGCUCGUACGCCCUCGCCUUCUGGUACGGCACCAAGCUGGUGAUUGAAGAGCCCGAGAACUACACCAUCGGACGCGUGCUCAUCGUGUUUUUCUCCGUCCUCAUUGGCGCCUUCUCGCUGGGACAAGGAGCUCCUAACCUGGAGAGCUUCUCCAACGCCCGCGGUGCGGCGUUCACCAUCUUCCAGAUCCUAGACAAGCCCCGCCCCAUAGACAGCAGUUCCGAUGAUGGGUUCAAGCCGGAGCGGAUCAAAGGCGACAUCUCAUUCAGAAACAUCCACUUCUCUUACCCCUCCCGGCCUGACGUGCAGAUCCUCAAGGGGCUGAACUUGGAGGUGGAGAGCGGCAAGACGAUCGCCCUGGUGGGCAGCAGUGGCUGCGGCAAGAGCACCACCAUCCAGUUGCUGCAGAGGUUCUACGACCCCGGCGCUGGCGAGGUGCUGGUGGACGGUCGCGACGUGCGCUCGCUGGGCGUGCGCUGGCUGCGCGAGCACAUCGGCGUCGUGAGCCAGGAGCCGGUGCUCUUCGCCGCCACCAUCGGCGAGAACAUCCGGCACGGGCGCCAGGACGCCAGCGACGCCGACGUAGAGCGAGCGGCGCACGAGGCCAACGCCUUCGACUUCAUCUCGCGCCUGCCCGAGAAAUUCAACACGAUGGUGGGCGAGCGCGGGGCGCAGCUGUCGGGCGGACAGAAGCAGCGCAUCGCCAUCGCGCGCGCCCUCGUGCGCAACCCCAAGAUCCUGCUGCUGGACGAGGCAACGUCGGCGCUCGACACGGAGAGCGAGGCCGUCGUGCAGUCCGCCCUCGACAAGGCUCGCCAAGGCCGCACGACGAUCGUCAUCGCCCACCGGCUGUCGACGAUCCGCACUGCCGACGUCAUCGCCGGCUUCAACGACGGCGUCGUGGUGGAACAGGGCUCGCACGCAGAGCUUAUGGAGCGCCGCGGCAUCUACCACCUCCUCGUCACCCAGCAGACGCUGGGACAGGAUCCUGACGAGGAGGGCGCCGCGGAUUUAGAAAACUUGGAGGACGAGGACGACGACGAGAUCAAUGAUGAUGCGGUGGAGGACGAGGAGGAGGAGGAUAUCGUGUUGGAGGACGACCACGAGGUGGUGGCUACCGGCUCGCUCCACCCCGGGCAGGACUCGAACCACGGCGCGCCGGGCGACGCGGCGUCGCUGGCGGGGGCGUCGUUCCGUGACGGCGCGAGCUCUCGACGGUCGCAGAGGACGGCGAAGAUGAGCCGGGCGGAGAAGAGGCGGAGGAAGAAGAAGAGGAAGGCGGAGCAGGGAGAGAAAGCCAAAAGCCAGAAGGAGCUGGAGAAGGAGGAGGAGGCGGAGCUUCCAACAGUGAAGUACUCCCAGAUCUUGGCGAUGAACCGCCCGGAAUGGCACUUCCUGGUGAUCGGCGUCGUGGCGGCGAUUGUGAGCGGCGGGGUGCAGCCGGCGUUCGCCGUCUUUUUUGCCAAAAUCAUCGGGGUGUUUAACGAACCAGACGCACAGGUGAAGAGCACCAAGACGAUCACCUACUCGCUCAUCUUCCUGCUCCUGGGCGCCAUCAGCUUCGUCUCCUACUUCCUGCAGGGCGUCAUGUUCGGCAAGGCCGGCGAGAUUCUCACCAUGCGAGUGCGCGGCCGCCUUUUCAAGGCCAUACUGCGACAGGACAUCUCCUGGUUCGACGACCACAAGAACGCCGUGGGGGUGCUGACCACACGCCUAGCGACGGAUGCCUCGCAAAUCAAGGGGGCUACGGGGGCUCGCCUGGGCCUGUCUGCGCAGACGCUCGCCAGCCUGGCGACGGGGGUCAUCAUCGCGUUCGUCUUCGGCUGGCAGCUGUGCCUGCUCAUCCUCGCACUCAUGCCCAUCAUCGCCAUCUCCACCGUCAUCCGCUUCCGUGCCGUGGGCGGCCACGCUAACAAGGAUCACACGGCGCUGGAGAAUUCCGGCAGGAUCAGCACAGAGGCAGUGGAGAACAUCCGUACGGUGGUGGGCCUGUGCCGGGAGGAUGCCUUCUUCCAGAGCUUUGCAGACAGCUUGGAGGAUGUGCACAAGCAGAGCAUGCGCCAGGCCCCGCUUUCCGGCCUCACGUACGGCAUCUCCCAGAUGAUGCUCUACAUCAUCUACGCCGUCACCUUCCGCUUCGGCGCCUGGCUUGUCGCCAACCAGUACAUGACGUUCGAGAACGUCUUCCUGGUCUUCUCGGCCAUCGUCUUCUCGGCGAUGUCGGUGGGUCAGACGAGCUCCUUCGCGCCCGACUUCGCCAAGGCUCAGAUGUCGGCGCGGCGAGUCUUCGCGCUGCUGGCGCAGGUGCCCUCCAUCGACAGCUACAGCGAGGCCGGGUCCGCCCCGCCGGGGGGCGCCCGCGGGCGCGUCGAGUUCCGUGACGUGCGCUUCCGCUACCCGACGCGUCCCGGCGUGCCCGUCCUGCAGGGCCUCAGCGUCGCCGUGGAGCCCGGCCAGACGCUGGCCCUCGUCGGCAGCAGCGGCUGCGGCAAGAGCACCUCGGUGCAGCUCCUCGAGCGCUUCUACGACCCCGCCGAUGGCGUUGUGCUGCUGGACGGUGAGGAGCUGCGCACUCUGAGGAUCAGCUGGCUGCGACAGCAGAUGGGUAUCGUGUCGCAGGAGCCCAUCCUCUUCGACUGCAGCAUCGGCGAAAACAUCGCCUACGGGGACAACGAGCGCAGCGUGAGCCACGCCGAGAUGCUGGCGGCUGCCCAGGCGGCCAACAUCCACAACUUCAUCGAGGAGCUGCCCGACAAAUACAACACGCGCGUCGGCGACAAGGGGGCGCAGCUGUCGGGCGGACAGAAGCAGCGCAUCGCCAUCGCGCGCGCCCUCGUGCGCAACCCCAAGAUCCUGCUGCUGGACGAGGCCACGUCAGCGCUCGACACGGAGAGCGAGAAGAUCGUACAGCAGGCCCUGGACCGGGCCCGCGAAGGCCGGACCUGCAUCGUCAUCGCCCACCGCCUCUCCACCAUCCAGAACGCCGACAUCAUAGCCGUCAUCCAGCAGGGCCGUGUCGUCGAGAUUGGCACGCAUACCGAGCUUUUGGCGCGGCAGGGCGCCUACCAUUCUCUCGUCAACGCCCAGGUUAACCACCACUAGCACUCGAUCCUCUGCGAUGGAAGCGUAUUCAUCAAUUUGACCUGCCCAACUGUUAAUUCUUCCAGAAUUGGUGUGAUUUCUGGAGGUGGGUUAAAACCGGGAUCGAGGUCGGCUUAUUUUUAGGUGGGGAUGGGGGACCAUUGCAAGUGGCAGUACAGCAAUGGAUUCGUGACUACAUCUGUGCGGAGUUUAUGGUUGUCCCCUUGAAUGCAUGGUGGGUUUGGUCCAGCUUAAUCCCAAUUAAUGCCAAACGCUUGGUAAAAAAAAAUAUGGGACUGGCCAGACAUCACAAUGCAGGACCCUCCUGAAAAAGAGUCUUGACUCGGCGAGGCUGUCUUGGGAUUAUUACUGGAAUUACUUUAAGAAGUAGGAUACGGUUGCAUUAAACCUUUUAAAAAGGGAUUUACACCCCUUCCCUGAUGGAGGCACGCAAAACAGCCUGCACUAGGCCAGGCCCGUUUGGGCCUAGUAAAGGCUUGUACGCACAUGGACAUGUAUAUUAUGCACACACUUAUAUGAACCUGUAUAUAUGCACAACACGCUUUACACACACACACACUUCAGGCUGUAAAUAACCUUAACGCCACCUGAACUGGGGGAGUUUCCCCAGGUUCGUCCUCUUUUGGAGGCGGUGGUAGC
Molecule: messenger RNA, 5119 nt
Organism: Lethenteron reissneri (Far Eastern brook lamprey)
Lineage: Eukaryota; Metazoa; Chordata; Hyperoartia; Petromyzontiformes; Petromyzontidae
Product: ATP-dependent translocase ABCB1-like
Biological process (GO): oligopeptide export from mitochondrion
Cellular component (GO): mitochondrial inner membrane
Molecular function (GO): ABC-type oligopeptide transporter activity; ATP binding; ATP hydrolysis activity
Source: RefSeq, a predicted model, not a curated record